Monoraphidium neglectum is the source of this 1825-nucleotide messenger RNA. RefSeq lists its product as hypothetical. The record is from RefSeq and is a predicted model, not a curated record. The annotation marks the transcript as partial. NCBI's taxonomy places the organism in Eukaryota, Viridiplantae, Chlorophyta, Chlorophyceae, Sphaeropleales, Selenastraceae. The transcript has a single exon.
GUGCGCAGCAGCCUUUUGCCCGGCCUCGCCACGGCACUGGUGGACUGCGUGCGCCAGCGCCGCCACGCGCCGGGGGACGUCGCCGCGUCGGCUGUGUUGCUUAUUCCCCACCUGCUGCAGCCGGACAUCCAUGAGCAGGUGUCGCACCUGCUCGCGCAGGACCCCGCCGCUGCAGACCCCUUGCUGGCCCUGGUCGCCGGCGGGGACCCGCACGGCGCGGUGCCUGCGCUCGCCCUACUGACAACCAUAGCCUACUCCAGCGCCCAGGCGGCCCGCUGCGCGGCCUGCCCCGCGGCGCUGGAGACCGCAGCGCAGUACGUCCUCAGCUCGGGCGUUGAGCCGCUGUCUGCUGGAGGUAUCGCCAUCAGAUUCAUGUCCGUCGUUGCAAUAGGCGACGCGCUCAAUGGCAGCUGCGCCAAGGCGCUCGUUGCCCAGCCGCGGGUCAUUAAAGCCGCAGUGCGAGCCGUGACGUCCGACGCGGCAGAGCGUGACACGGCGUACGAGGCGGCACGGCUGUUGGCAGCCUUGAGCACUGCCGGAGAUCAUGACAAGACACAGGGCGAUGACGUGACGCGCGAGCUGCUGCGCGCACCUGGCGCGCUCGCCGCCCUCGUGCGGCGCCUGUCGCCGCCGACGGAGCUCCGCACGCGGUGGUGUUCUGCGUUGAGUAUCAGCAUUGCCGUGGCGCGCGACAAGGAGGCCGCGCGCUUGGCUUUGCAGCUAGCGGUGAUGCGCCCCCUCUUUGCGCUGCUGGAGACUUUUGAGGCAGGUCAGUUGGCAGGCGAGGGCGUCCCUGAUGGCAGCCGUUCGGCUGGUGGCGGCCUUCAUCCCGAUUGGGUCGUCGUCUUGAUCGGACUGCUCGCGCUGGCAAAAGCAGCCGACGACGGCGGCGCGAGCUUCGCGCGUGCCGCUGAGCCCGUGCUGAGCGGCGUUGUCUGUACUCUGAUUGAUGCGGCCAGCCGCAGCGAGUCCCCCAACUGUGAGUCAGCAAUGUCCCUGCUGCGCAUCCUCGGCUCAAACUUCCCAGCGCGCGAGAUGUGUACGUCAGUGGGGCACAAGCCUCAUGUCGUAGCAGCCGCUGCACAGGUGCUGUGCGGUCUGCUCAGGGGAAGACAACCACACGAGCCCAUCCAGUUGCUGACCUUGUGUGGCAGCCUGCACACCCUGGGGAAUCUGGUGAUUCCAGAGCCCGGUGCCGCGGACAUCACACUGCUGAGUGUGCCGUGGGUUCCAGAGUUAACGGCGGCGCUGCGGGCGGUGGUGGCUGGGCCUUUGACUGCAGCUGAGAGCGGGAAUCAAGAUCAGGCACAGCUGCAGGCGAAUGAGGCUCGCGGCUCUGCCGGACACCAGGCCAGUCGAGAGGUGCGCCAGACUGCGACCGACAUCCUGCAGAGGCUUCAGGCAGCCCUGGGCGUCGCCGCGCAGCAGCAGCAGGAGCCGCUGCAGACGCAGCAGCAACAGCACCAGCAGCAGGAGCAGCAGGAGCAGGAGCAGCAGGAGCAGGAGCAGCAGGAGCAGCAGCAGCAGCGGCAGCGGCAGCAGGCGGCAGGGUGGCAUGAGCCGCAGGAGCAGCGACAACAGCAGCCGCCGUCAACGCAGCCACAGGCUGGCGCUCCUGCGGCGUCUCCAGCAGCAGGCGCGGCAGCUGCUGCCUCGGAGCGGUGCGCGGAGUGCGGCACAGGGGGCCGGCUGCGGCUGUGCCGCGGCUGCCGGGCGGUGCGAUACUGCGGCGAGGAGUGCGCCAGGCGGGCGUGGAAGGGCGGACACAGGGCCGAGUGCCUGGCGGCGCAGGCGGCGGGGCAGGCGGCGGGGCAGCAGCCGUCGG